Chilo suppressalis (striped riceborer) is the source of this 954-nucleotide messenger RNA. The record is from the annotation of a GenBank genome assembly. Lineage: Eukaryota; Metazoa; Arthropoda; Insecta; Lepidoptera; Crambidae.
AUGGCGGUCCGCGUACAGUUCGAAAACAAUAAUGAAGUGGGAGUAUUUAGUAAGUUGACAAAUUCUUAUUGUCUCGUCGCUAUCGGCGGAUCCGAAAAUUUCUACAGCGUGUUCGAGGCCGAAUUGGCUGAUACAAUCCCCGUAGUGCACGCGAGCAUUGCCGGUUGCCGCAUCAUUGGACGCAUGACUGUUGCUAACAAGAACGGCCUGCUCGUGCCAUCAUCCACCACAGACACAGAAUUGCAACACAUUAGAAAUAGUUUACCAGAGAACGUUAAGGUUCAGCGUGUAGAGGAACGCCUGAGCGCCCUCGGGAACGUGAUCACAUGCAACGACUACAUUGCCCUCGUACACCCUGAUUUGGACCGCGACACUGAGGAAAUCCUUGCUGAUACUCUAAAUGUUGAAGUAUUCAGACAAACAGUAGCAGGAAACGUCCUAGUCGGCACUUACGCAGCGCUCAGCAACAGAGGCGGCCUUGUACACCCCAAAACGACAAUCCAAGACCAAGAUGAACUCUCAUCCCUUCUACAAGUACCUUUAGUGGCAGGCACAGUGAACAGAGGCAGUGAAGUCAUAGCUGCAGGACUCGUAGUUAACGAUUGGUGUGCCUUUUGUGGUAUGGACACUACAUCAACUGAAAUCUCGGGCGCCAUGGAGAGGGUCUCGGGGAAGGCGACGUACUCGCCGCGCUUGCUGAGGGCGCCGCCCCCCACUCCGCCCGUAGAUAUGGGGGGAGGUAUACCCUACCUUGGGCUGGGGGAGCUGCGCGUAGGGCGCCAUGGAGAGGGUCUCGGGGAAGGCGACGUACUCGCCGCGCUUGCUGAGGGCGCCGCCCCCCACUCCGCCCGUAGAUAUGGGGGGAGGUAUACCCUACCUUGGGCUGGGGGAGCUGCGCGUAGGGCGCCAUGGAGAGGGUCUCGGGGAAGGCGACGUACUCGCCGCGCUUGCUGA